AAAACGUAAUAAUAAUUAAAAGUUAUUAUACCACCCAGAGAUUUAUAUAUUUUAAACUAUUUGUUGACAUACUAGUUACAUAUUAAAUUUAUGACUUGGACUAUAUUUUGUACAUGUAAAUACGUGAUGUUAUCAUUGUUUACAACGUUGUGCCUAGGCAAUAGGAAUAAGAACUGUGUUGUUUAAAUUUGAAGUCUACUUCAGUACUUGGAUCUAUAUUAGAUCUGCUUUAGAAUGUUUAGUCCUAUUAUUGAAGGCCAAUGAAGGAAGAAUAUAGUUACAUAUAUUUUACAUAUCUGUACGAAUUUGACAUUAAAUCUAGACUACUAGAAAAAAUACUAGAUUUAACUAGAUUAUAGAUGUUGAGGAAACUAACAAUAACUAUAACAUGUCGUCGAAUGAUGUGAUAAAAAGUGUAGCGAAAAGACUAAAAUAUUACUUUGAAAUUCAAAGAUUAGAAGAUGGAUUUGAUUUAUCAGAUGUACAUCAACCACUAUUAGAUCAUCCACCUUUAAAAGUGGUUGGAUGGUCAUCAAAAUAUAAUAUGCGACCUGCUUUACAGACUGGAGUGCUAAGAGAUAAACCCAUCAAGCAUCAUUUUAGUCGUCCAGAAGUACGAGCUCAGCUGACUCAUUUGAACGGGAAAAAUGCCAGAGAACCAAUUAAAUCCAAAAAAGAAGCACAAGUUAGAAAACUUUUGGAAAAUUACAUGAAAAGUUAUUGUUUUCAGGAAGAUUGCUUUUGCUUUAGUCAUUCAAAAAUGCUACCAGCCCGGAAGAAAACCCUUCCAAAUUGUUACUGCUUUCACCAAGCUAAAAAGUGUCCUCAUGGGUUAAAACUUUCUAGUGGCCUUAGAAGAAGAAAAAAACAAAGAAACAUAGUAGGAGGAUGGCCAUUGUUGAGAUCUGUGCCUGAUCAACAUAUCUCCAGAGGGGAAGCAACUAGAUUGGUUAAUUCAGCUACAAAAAUAUUAGCUGCCACUACUAAUUUAGGCCUUUAUCCUGGAGCUGUUGAUUAUACAUUGGUAAAAUAUGAUCCAAGUUUAUAUACGAAGAAUCAGCCUAAGAAACAAAUAACAGCCAAAUAUUCUCCUGUUUAUACAAGGAAAGAAAGAGCUUUAUCUAGGCAGCAGAAAAAGUUUGUUGAUGAUUCAGAUACAGAGAGUAACAGUAGUAGGUCUUCAGGAUCCAGACCUCAUUCUCCAACACCCUCCCACAGUUCCUCUAGGUCUUCUUCAUCAUCAAGUUCUAGUGGAUACACAAAAAGUAGCGUUGUGUCUAAUCGAUCAUCUAGCACUACAGAUAAGCCAUCCCCAACAUCAGCAAGAUUCAGAUCUCAGGCAUUCAUCACUUUGCCUGAAACAGAGCAAAAGGAGGAGAUUAAAGUUGUCCAGUCCACACAGACUGUUGACCUCAUCAGUGAGCCUGCUGAACAACAGAAAAAGAGUCAAGAGGAAGUAUGUGUUGGACCAUUGUGUCAAUAUGAAGUGUAUGUGCGUACUGGGAAUCGCCUGGGAGCUAGUACCAAAGCAUCUAUUAAAAUGAUCAUGUAUGGAGAGAAGGGGCGAACCAAAGAGUUUGUACUAAAGGAUUCCAAAAAACAUAAAAUACCAUUCCAGAAAGGAAGGGAAGAUAUGUUUGCUCUGACUGCUCAUCACAUUGGACAAAUUAAACAAAUACAAAUAGGUCAUGACAGGAGUGAACUAAACUAUGCCUGGUAUUUAGAAGGUGUCACUGUGUUUGAUAUUUACGCCAAGCAGAUCUUUCAAUUUCCAUGUGAACGAUGGCUGUCUGGUCAAGAUGGCGAUAAAAAAACCUACAGGAUUUUAGAUGUUGACAAAGAAAGAGAUUUUAUGGAAGCUUUGGAUAGAAUAAAGUCCAAAUCUUCUCAAGCACCUGGAUACAAGGAUUCCUCUGACUCAGACAGUUCUGAAAUCUUAGUCAAUGGUCAAAGCUACAAAAACAAAGUCAAGUCUAAAGAUACCUCUAGUUCUGAUUACAUUUCUGACAGAGAUAAGAAGAGUAUAGUGCAUGAAACACCAAGAACUAAACAGAGACAUGUCUUAAAGAGCAGGACAAUAGAUGAUGAUGAGCAUAGAGAGGAUAGAUCUAGAUCCGGGCCAGUCUUUAGACUACUUUCUGCACAUGACAACAAACAGGUUGAUGAAAUUUACAUGGAGGCACAAGGAAAAAGUAAAACCUCAGAGCUUGUAAAAGAAACAAAUAAACCUAGGCAGAAUGAGCAAAAAGGUAGCAAGGAUGCAUCAUCUGAAAAUGAAACUGAAAAAAAGCAUCAGUUGGAGAGAGGUAGGGCUAUGGAGCUCACAAUGCUUCAAGGUAAAGGUAUACAUGAUGCAGUACGUGCUGGGGACUUGGAGAGAGUUAAAGAUCUGAUUAACAGUUUCAAUGAGAUGAAAGAUUUUAGGGAUGGAAAUGGAUGGACACCAAUACACUUAGCAGCUGCCAGGGGGAAUAUUGAUAUAUUACGAUGGCUAGUAACAAGUGAUGCUGAUAUCAAUGCAGUGACACCUACUGGCUAUAAUGCUAUGCAUAUUGCAGCUAUGCAUGGUCAUAUGAAUUCAAUGAUGGUUCUGCAAGCAAUGGGCUGUUCCAUAACAAGUGUGACAUUAGACAAACAGUCUGCUCUUCAUUUAGCUUCUAAAAAUGGCCACUUAGAAUGUAUCAAAUGGCUAGUAGCCAACAGGGCAUCCAUCACUCAGAAAGACAACAAAGGUAAAACAGCUGGCCAGCUAGCAGAAGACAACCACUUUGAUCAGUGUGCUGACUUUCUAAAUGUCUGCCUACAAGAAGUGAGAAAUCCUAAAAGUACCUUUUACCAGAUAAAUGAAAUUGAAAAUAGUUUGACUCCCAUUACAGAAGACUGUAGUUCGGUGUUGCAUGAAACACCAAGAAAAGUCAAAACUCAGAAUCUUUAUUCAAGCUAGGAUGGUGCCAAAAGUAACAUAUAUUGUUGUUUUUUUCAACAGAGUUGUCAUUUAAAAUCUAUUCUGUAAAUUUAUAUUAGUGUAGUUAACUUGUAAAAAUAUAAUUUUUAGUCUGCUUUUUUUUCUUUACUAAUAUUAUUUUAAAUUGUAUAUAUAUUAUAUGUAUUCAUUAGGCUCGUAAUGAUCAAGUCAUUAUAUUUUGUUUUAAAUGUACAGCUUAGCCAUAAUAGAUGCUAGCAUGACAGGCAAACAUCUAUAAUAAUUGAAUAUUUUGUACUCAAAAUAAUUAUAAUAAAACGAAUAGAUAGAUGACUGUUCAGUAACAAACAUACCUUUGUUAAUGUUUCCAAUGUUAAAUGUAUUAUUGUAAUCCAGACUUAUUAUGUAUGUUGUUGAAUGUUUGUUGAAACAUUAAUACCAUACUGCUGCUAACAAGCUGCUCAUUUGUUCAAGAUCACUUGUAACUUUAUUAUUAUUAUUUAAUCACCAAAAAAAGCAUUACAUAAUUAUACCAUCAUAAAUAUUAACUAAGUAUUUUUUAAAGAUGUGCAUCAUAAGAGUAUUUUCUUUUUACAGUUUAAUUGUAAGAGAUUAAUUUAAAAAUAUUGACCUUGUUUUGAGCUUGACCAAUUAAAAUAAAAAAGGUGCCUUAAAGAUUAUAUGCAUUUUCUUUAACCUGAAAAAAAAUUUAAAUACCAAACACUAUCUCAUUUUUGAAAGAAAUCAUGAAGGUACAAAAACGCAAUGGAAUUUUAAUAAUUUCCAGAUUUUUCUUUAGUUAUUAUUGUAAAUGGAAUGUCCAACUAUGUGAUUUUUUUUUGUUCCAUUGUUAAUGUCAUAAAACUACUUAUUAGUAUUCAUAGCUAAUAGUGUAUUCUUAUCAGCAAGUUCCAGGAUCUAAUCAUUCUGACCCUCAGCACUAACAGUAAAAUCUGGUGGAAAUGUAAAGAUUCAAUGAGAAAAAUUGGCCUGAUAUGAAAUUUUCAAGAGUACUUACUACACAAAUUACUAAAAGGAGUUUUUUUUCAAUGAUAUACCAACUAAAAUCAGACAGUGUUUUAUUAUUGUUGGAAAACAUCUAUUAUGGAAUUGGAGCACUGUGUCCCUUUAUCCCAUUGACCACUGAGAAGGAUUUUUCUCACCCCCAAGUCCUGUCUUAAGGUUCCACAUUGUAUGUGACCAUUACUAGGUCACACUGUAUACAUUGUGCCUUGGACAUCUGGUCUAGCAAUCCUAUAAAUCAAAUGGAGGCCACGCAACUAUGGAGAAUUUCUCAUAUCCCUGUUCUGUGAUGCCAUGAUUAGUGAAGGAUUGCUACUCCAUUAUUUUACAUAGAUAAUAUGUGAAGAAGAAAUAGGAAUUUGUGUGGGAUUUCAUAAUACUAAUUUUUUAACAUUAUAAAUUAUUUAUGAUUUAUGGAAAUUUUAAAUAUAAUGACCUUCAUGUGUUCCCAAUGCAUGUAUAUUUUUAUAUCAAGACUGGCUUUUUCAUGCAAUGCCUCAAAUAUCACAAUAUGUAUAACACGUCAACCUGAAUCCCAGGCCUGUAAAACAGGAGAGUGACAACAGCAGAACCUUAGAACAAUGUAAACUAUAAUCCAUCAUGUUUCAGAGCAAUAUUCAACACUUAAUAAAUUCAUGACCAAUACAAAUAUUGUCAUUUUCAAUAUCGCAUAGUGAUUUUAAUAUGUUGAAUUCAGUGUGCUUUCCAGCUAUGAUAAACUAAUUAUGUAAAAAAAAAGUUUUUUUGUAAUGUAUAAAUAUUAAACUUUUUGUUAUCCAUGUAUA
This is a messenger RNA of Biomphalaria glabrata, 4731 nucleotides long. RefSeq lists its product as uncharacterized. The coding region runs from base 389 to 2944 and encodes 851 amino acids. The transcript is spliced from 23 exons. The record is from RefSeq and is a predicted model, not a curated record. NCBI's taxonomy places the organism in Eukaryota, Metazoa, Mollusca, Gastropoda, Planorbidae. Gene Ontology annotation, molecular function: protein binding.